CAGUUUUUGAAAUUUCAGUUUUUCAGUCAGUUUUUUCAACACAAACUGACAAUCAAAAUUCAAUUUUACAAUUUUUAUAUUAUAUUUCUAUGCCUUCAAAAGCGAAAUAUACAAUUUCCAAAUCAUGCACAUGUUCAUACUGCUCCCAUUCCGUCUACGGAAUUAAAUUAUUGUUGGUGUUGUUAAUCGCAUUCGGAAUUGUCCUUGUCUGGCAUCAAAAUGCUUGCGAAGUCUAUUGCUAACUUGUUCAGAACCGAUGUCAAUCUAUACUGGAGGAGAUUUCAAACAACUUUUAACGUUACAAAUUAUGAGUAUCACUUGCUUGACGCUGCAAAAGGAGUCAAAUUAGAUUGUACCAUCAGCAGAGAGGAAGGACUUGCAUGGUAUACAGACAUGGCGAAUAUUCGACGUGCAGAGCACUCAAUAUCGCAUCUUUAUCAAGCAAAAAUGGUCCGGGGUUUUUGUCACUUGUGUACUGGUCAAGAAGCAAUAGCAGUAGGUAUUUAUAAUUGCUUACGGCCACAGGACGACGUUAUCACUUCUUAUCGCGCACAUGGCUAUGCGUACCUCAUGGGCGGUAAAAAUCUAGAACCACUCAUCGCGGAACUAAUUGGGGCGAAAACAGGAUUUUCCAAAGGUAAAGGAGGUUCUGUUCAUAUUUAUACGGAUCGCUUCUAUGGUGGUAAUGGAAUUGUUGGUGCCCAGAUUGCAUUGGGUACCGGAUUAGCCUUUGCACAUCAAUACAAAAACGACAAUGGUGUUACCUUUACCAUUUACGGGGACGGCGCGGCAAAUCAAGGACAAGCAUAUGAAUCCUACAACAUGGCGAAACUCUGGAACUUGCCAGUUAUUUACGUCGUGGAAAAUAAUAUGUAUAGUAUGGGCACGUCUGUAGAACGCAGCUCAGCAAACCCAAAUUAUUUCAAUACAUGCGUUUAUAUUCCUGGCAUAUUGAUCGACGGAAUGGAUAUUUUCGCUGUUAAAAACGCAGUUGAGUUCGCCAUCAAAUUUGCAUCCGAAGGCAACGGUCCGAUAAUUCUCGAAAUGCGCACUUAUCGAUACUUCGGUCAUUCAAUGUCUGAUCCCGGUAGCACUUAUCGUACUCGAGAUGAAGUUGCACACACACGCAAAACACGAGAUCCGAUGCUAAAGCUUAGACAGAUGCUUGUUGGUGCAAAUUUAACCACCAACGAAGAACUCAAUGAUAUCAAAAAAAGAAUUGCUGAAGAACAGAAACCUAUCGUAGAUAAAGUAAAAACACAUGGCCCGCUUGGUUUGGAGCAUGUAUCUGCUGAUGUACUAAAGAAAAGCCUACAGGAUAAUAUACGCGGUGUUACAAUCCUAAAACCAUUCAAACAUCAAAACUUUCCUCCGACAAAAUGCUGAAUUUAUAUAUUAUUCAAAGAAAAAAAUAAGUACGGCAUAUGUAAGGUUGCAAAUCGUCAUAUUCGCGUGUAUAUCUGUAAUAAAUUGUGAAAUUAUUUAAUUUGUGCUCUGGCAUUAAGUUACAGAUACGUUUAAACAGCAAUAUGUUGACAUAUCGAUCACAAUGAAUUGUUCUUGAGUAUAAUAUCAUCAUAACAUCAGUAUUACGACACACCUACCGACACUUAUGUAUUUACAAAGUCUACAAAUACGUAAAACAUAAAAAAUUGUGCAUAUAUACGUAGAUAUCAUAAAUAUUAUAUAUAAAUAUCAAUUUGUAAUACUAUCUAAUCAUGUAUCAGUUAAAUAUUCGAAUCUAUUCAUCUUACGCACUAGGAACUACGUAAUAAAAUGUCAUUUAUGGUUGAA
Messenger RNA from Dalotia coriaria, 1794 nucleotides. Its product is annotated as probable pyruvate dehydrogenase E1 component subunit alpha, mitochondrial. NCBI's taxonomy places the organism in Eukaryota, Metazoa, Arthropoda, Insecta, Coleoptera, Staphylinidae. Bases 220 to 1386 code for a protein of 388 amino acids. The record is from RefSeq and is a predicted model, not a curated record. The transcript is spliced from 7 exons. Gene Ontology annotation, biological process: pyruvate decarboxylation to acetyl-CoA. Gene Ontology annotation, molecular function: pyruvate dehydrogenase (acetyl-transferring) activity.